CCUUAAUCGCCACCGCUUUGCUUCGCUUUCUGUAUGACAGAGCACCUGAGCUGCAGUUCGUGGUAGACUGUUGUCACAACAAGAUAAUAAUUAAAGUGAAAACAGCCACGGGAAUCAAAAAUGGUGACUGUUUUUGGAAUGUACGUGUAAUGAGCGAGAAACUGCAGCGGUAUACAUAUUAAACAAGAGUUGACAGGUAGCAGAAACGCGAGCCCCCGCAUUGUGGCAACGGAGUGAAGGCUGUGAAAUCGUACUUUCCAAAACUUGAGUUUGAUGCCAUUCUCUUCCAUUUGGUAACGGAAGUCUUCUGGAACUUUGACCACACUUCAUUUUUCAUAUUGUAAGCUAACUGACAAUGACAGAGCAGAGACAGCGUUCCCUUUCAACAUCAGGUGAGACACUGUACCGUGUGCUGGGGCUAGACAAGAAUGCCACAUCAGAUGACAUCAAGAAGUCAUACAGAAAGCUUGCACUGAAGUACCACCCAGACAAGAACCCAGAUAAUCCAGAGGCUUCUGAGAAAUUUAAAGAAAUCAAUAGUGCACAUGCGAUUCUGACUGAUGCCACAAAACGAAAUAUAUAUGACAAAUAUGGAUCACUGGGUCUUUAUGUUGCAGAACAGUUUGGUGAAGAAAAUGUCAACACAUACUUUGUAUUGUCAAGCUGGUGGGCAAAGGCACUAUUUGUGUUCUGUGGCCUCAUCACAGGCUGCUACUUCUGCUGCUGUCUCUGCUGCUGCUGCAAUUGCUGCUGUGGGAAAUGUAAACCUAAACCUCCAGAGGGAGAGGAUCAUGAAUAUUAUGUUUCACCAGAGGAUCUGGAAGCACAGCUACAGUCUGACGAGAGGGAUUCUGGAGAAACACCAGUUGUUGUACAGCCAGCAUCAGCCACAGAGACCACACAGCUAACAAGCGACUCCCAUCCCAGCUACCACACUGAUGGCUUUAACUAAACCAGCAAAACAAAAUACUUCUAUUUUCAGUGAUGAAAAAUUAGGAAUGUUCAGUUUAAGACUGAAUUCAUUAAUAACAACAGUGACUGAAUGAAAGACAGAAAGGCAGAAGGAAGUACAUUGUGUCCCAGCAGAGGGAGGACACAGCCACAGACAUUCAAAGAAUAUGUUGAUAUUUGUUGGGCCUACCAGACUGUAAUACUUUUCAUAACACUAACAAACACAUGUGCGUCUAAGUGCUGUAGCAUGCAGUAUUAAAAGCAGUUUUAGUGAGAGUUUAA
Protopterus annectens (West African lungfish) is the source of this 1233-nucleotide messenger RNA. It is a transcript of the gene DNAJC5, whose product is annotated as DnaJ heat shock protein family (Hsp40) member C5. Gene Ontology annotation, cellular component: membrane; presynapse; intracellular membrane-bounded organelle. The transcript is spliced from 6 exons. The coding region runs from base 356 to 952 and encodes 198 amino acids. The record is from RefSeq and is a predicted model, not a curated record. Gene Ontology annotation, biological process: regulation of synaptic vesicle cycle. Lineage: Eukaryota; Metazoa; Chordata; Ceratodontiformes; Protopteridae.